AUGUCAUCUUGGUCUGGUUCUGUCUAUCCUCCUCCUCCACGUGGACGUUCGCGUUCUCGAUCUCCAUACCGUGGGGCUUACCCUCCGCGACCUGCGUAUCCGGAUCCCGCCUACCCCCAGGACCCGUACCGCGCCGACUGGGAGGCCUAUGAUAGGGACAGGGCAUGGGCCAAUUACGAAAGAGAGAGAGCUGCGUACGAGUAUAGCAGACGUGGCAGGAGUCGCAGCCCUCCAGCUGAGGAAGCUGGCAGGAAGCGCCGGCGCUCUCUGUCGCCCUGGGAUCGGGAGAGGUUCGAGCCAAGGCCUCGGUACGGUGAUGACUACGAUACCCAUUCUCGUGGGUACGGUCAUGCGUCACCCCAUCGUGGUUCAUAUCCGCCUCCGCCUCCCUAUGGUACCUUGCGCCGUGCCCCUCCAGAUCCUCAUACUUUCGAUUAUCCAGCUUCGCUUAAACAGUACGCGGAAUGGUUUCGUUACUAUUAUCCUCAGCAAGCCAUUGAGGAGGACAAUGCCGACAAGGCUGCUGAACAAGAGGCUGGAGACGGUUCGAAACCUCGUAACGGCAUUCGGUCACGAUGGGAAAAGUAUAAAAAGGACUUCGCCGCUCAACAGCUUCAACGAAUGUUCGAGCAUCACCGCAAAUCUCCUUGGUUCGCAGAGAAAUACGAACCAUCUCCUGAGUUUGUGCAGCUCAGGACACGAGUGCGCAAGGUUGGUUGGCGAAGGAGAAUAGACGCCUUCGUCAUGGACCUAGAAGCUGGCAAGUUUGACCCAGACGUGGACGAGCCUGAGCAGGAAGCUGCGUCCCCUGUUAAGGAGACUGCCCCUAACGGAGAGGCUGCCGUCAAUGGCAGCGAGAACGGUGGCAUGCAGACAACUCCUGCUGAGGAAGUCAAGCCGAAUGGCGGCGAUGACGACAUGCAGUUCAACGGCGAAGCAGAGGACGAAGCUGGUGACAAUGAACAGUCGCGCCUCGACGCCAACGGUAAAGCAUCUGCCAAUGAUCCCAAGCGUGGUAAUCGCGGCGAGGAGAUUUCGGUGCAACCAGAGGGCAACCAGGUCAUGAUCCGAACUAUUCCUCCUGACAUUGGCCGAGUAAAGUUGGAAGAGGCGUGUGGCAAGAUCCCUGGUUUUGUCUAUCUUGCCCUAGGAGACCCUCUUCAGAAACGGAACUACUACCGCGCUGGCUGGCUAAAAUUCCGUGAAGAUACUGAUAUGCCGUCGGUAGUGGCAGAGCUUUCGGAGAAGAAGAUUGAGGGCUUCAAGCUACACGUUGCGCACAUCACCAAGCCUUUCACUGGUCGGGUGCGUUACGCGCCUGAGGUUGCGAGCAAACCAGAUCGAUUGCGCAAGGACCUUGAGAAUGCCAAGACUCUGGCCGCUUUGCUGGAGGACGAGUACGAAAAACUUCGGAAGAUGAAGGUCGAGAAGACUGACGUAAACGGGACAUCAAAUGCCAUUGGUGCUGAGAAUCCUGAUACAGUGAUGACUGACGCGACAGAUGCUGAAGAGGAUGACCCUGAACCGAGGGAGCGCGGGAGCGAGGCAGUGGAGAGACGAGUUGAAAAGAUCAUGGCCGACUUGCGCGACCAAGGUCUUGUAGAUGCGUCGGACGAAAAGGCUCUGGAAGCGAAGAAGACGGUAGUUUCGCUCGACCUGUAUCUUGCCUAUCUUCGUGCUGCCUUUCACACAUGCUAUUACUGCGCAGUUGUUACCGAUCACAUAGAGGAAUUGCAGCGCAAAUGUGUUAAGCAUGUAAGGAAGCCUAUGUCGAAAGCUCUUCUCCAAGAAGUGAGAGCCGCCGAAGCACAGAGGGCUGAGCGCGAGCAAAGAGCGGAAGGCGAGGGAGAUGAGGAGAAGCUGAAGGAGAAGGAUGUUUCCUCCAAGGAGAAAUCGGAGAACCGGGAUUGGAAGAGGAAUGAUGAGCGAUGGCUGGAAUGGCUUGAUUCCAAGGUUGCUCUACUAAUCAAUCGUAAUGGCGUCGAUCCUCGAGACUACGCUGGCAAGAGCUACGAGGAGGAGCUAUCUAAGGCGGCUGAGCCUCACAUGAAGCAAGAGGACGAAGGUAAAUUCCGCUGUAAGACAUGUCAAAAGCUCUUCAAAGCUACGUCAUUUGUCGAAAAGCAUAUUGCCAACAAGCACCCAGAGCUUGUCAAACACCUUGAAGAGAUUCCUUACUUCAACAAUUUCGCUCUUGACCCUCAUCGAAUUCAGCCAUUCGCUCAUCCUCCUCCUACUGCUGGCACCAGCCAGGCGCCACCACCCCAGGCAUAUGGCCUCCAAGGGCCUGCUUACCCUGCGGCAGAUUAUGGUCGAGCAGGACCUCACCCUGCACCGUAUGGCGGAUAUCCUCCUCCGCCCUACUCGAAUGGCUACUGGGACCCAUAUGUCUAUCCUUACCCUCCGGGUGCGUAUCCUACGCCUCCGCCACGGCGAGAUGAAGGCGCGUCAGUUCGACGUCUAAGCGACCGUAUUAGCGGGUUUGCCCCUGGUUACGAACACACCGUGGAGGUUCCUCCCAUUCCAGCAUCAGCGGGGCUUCCUGCUAAGCCUGUGGCAACGCUCGAACCGGGACCGGGUGGUCGAAGGGGUGGGCGUACCAGCGUGAGUGGUCCGCCGCCGCCGCCGCCUCCCGAUGCAAAGGAAGAUCCUAGAGCGUCGGCCGGCAAGAAGGUUAGCUAUCACGAUAUGGACUUGGUUGCUGAGGGAGACGUUGAGCUUCAGUACUAA
Molecule: messenger RNA, 2730 nt
Organism: Postia placenta MAD-698-R-SB12
Lineage: Eukaryota; Fungi; Basidiomycota; Agaricomycetes; Polyporales; Adustoporiaceae
Exons: 10
Coding region: 1-2730 (909 amino acids)
Biological process (GO): primary miRNA processing; mRNA processing
Cellular component (GO): nuclear body
Source: RefSeq, a predicted model, not a curated record